Molecule: messenger RNA, 1638 nt
Organism: Quercus robur (English oak)
Lineage: Eukaryota; Viridiplantae; Streptophyta; Magnoliopsida; Fagales; Fagaceae
Product: putative F-box protein At1g49610
Exons: 5
Coding region: 1-1638 (545 amino acids)
Molecular function (GO): protein binding
Source: RefSeq, a predicted model, not a curated record
AUGGAGGAAGAAAGCCAUGGUUCUAACUAUGGUGAAACCGAAACAAGCCCAAGUGCAAGUACUUCCAGUGAAGACAGCAUCCUUAAUUCCUCCGAUCAUUCCACUCAUGCUUCCAGACCUGCAGAGAGAAUCACCAUUUAUGAAGAAAAAGCAGAAGAAGGUGAAGAUAGUGACUGUUACGUUGUAUGCUGUAAGCGCCUCAAACAUGCACCACCAAUCACACAAGAUCGAAUCAGCGCCUUGCCGAACUCGAUCCUCCUCAACAUCCUCUCUUCCUUGCCCACCAAAGACGCUAUCAAAACUGGUGUUCUAUCCAAAAGAUGGUCCUACGUUUGGACCUCAGUUCCUUCUCUGAGUUUCACCGAUGAUUACGAAAACACAGACCAUUUUGCCACUGCUGUAGACAACACCUUACUCCUACACAAGGCUCCCAAGCUCACAAAGUUUUAUCUUCGAUUCAAUUACAAGCCAGACCUGAAGCCUCGACUCGAUCUUUGGGUUCGUUUAGCCACAAAUGCCAUGGUGGAACAGCUCAGUUUACGUUUAACGUAUGCCCAUGUUUUCAAUUUUGAGACCUACCUAUUGCCUCAGCAUCUCUACACCAAUCAGUUUGUUUCUGAAUUGGAUUUUAGUUUCUGCAAUAUUAAGCCUAUUGGGGUGGUACAUUUGAGUUCACUCAAGCGCUUGUGUAUUGGUUACACCGCGCUGUGUGGAGAUGAUAUAAGGAAAGUGGUGAUGGGUAGUCCUAGGCUUGAAUACUUGGAAUUGAAUAAUUGUUGUAGGCUUAAUCGGUUGGAUAUAGCGUCGGAAAGUCUGAAAAAAUUGGUGAUAAAUAACCAUUUUAUGCUUACUGCAGCUGGGAAAAUUGAUGAUCCUGUGUUUGAAUUGGAAAUUGUGGCUCCAAAGAUUGAGUCAUUGGAAAUUCUGGGAACUUUUUGUAUGAAGAAGUGUCGGAUAAAGGAUGUGUCGUCGUUAGUUAAGGCUAAGCUUGAUUUCAGCAUGGCAGUGCUUAAGGUUGAAGAGGAAAGUGCUUGUAAUGAGUAUCAAGAAGCUGUGAGAGAACUUCUUGAGAGUCUGCAUCAUGUGAAGGAACUUUUUGUUGGCAAAUGGUGUCUCAUGGUUCUAUCUCUAAUGUCAGUGAAGCAUGUGCCUUCUCCACUGUUAAAGUGUAAAUAUGUAACGGUGAAAACAAGCAUGAAGAAAUGGGACCUCCCUGGCAUUGCAAGCCUGCUUCAAAGUUUGCCUUAUGUGGAGAAAUUGGUUAUAGACAUAUCACACCAUAACUUAGGGUUUAAGAUUCUAGAAAGACACUACCUCAGUUAUUACAACUAUGAUGACAUGAGCCAUUGGAAAUCAAAGGAGAUUUAUUUCAAGUUUUUGUUGUUGUGCCUCAAGACUGUCAAGAUUUUUGGUUUCGGAGAAAACUUGGUCAACAUAAAGGAAGUAUUUGUUUUAGUGGUACAAUUUCUACUUAAGAAUGCAAAUGUGAUGGAGAAGAUGAUUAUCACUAAACCUCGGGUUAUGCAAAAUCAGAGAAAAUCAGGAUGGAUUGGAGGGCAGUGGACACCUGCAAGUAGAGCAGUCUACAAUUUGAGCGACACUGUUGCCCGUUGCACUACUCAGGUGUAUCCUAGGUGA